AUGACGACGGUUCAAGCCAAGGUUGACCGUCGCAUCGCCGGACUCUACAGCACAUUCCAGUGCAUCAUCGGCCUCGCUGAAAAUGCGCAGGAGGCUUCAACCAGUAACACUUCGCGAGUGCUCGCAACGACGCGCCUGGAGCUUCUCGAAGCAGAAUGGAUACGGUUCAAAUCGGAACAUGCGGUCCUUCUCGACAUGAAUUGUGAAAAUCUACAGGAACAGGCGUACUUCCGGGAGUCCGUAGAGGCUCAAUGCCUUCAGGCUUACGAGACGGCUAAAGUAGCCUAUCUCACGAUCAAGGAGCAUUACGACCGCACCGAACCUACCGGCGCACUUCUCGCCGACGUCUCAGCUGCAGAGUGUCAGGCCGCUCUUCGUCGGUCCCUUCCAGAGAUUAAACUAAAAACAUUUUCCGGAGAGUUUUCAAAGUGGCGGGAAUUUCAUGACAUGUUCGUCUCCAUGGUGGGUGAGAACACAUACAUCACCUCCGUUGAGAAAAUGCAUUAUCUUCGAACUUCACUAAAGGGAGAAGCAGCUCAACUGGUGUCAAACCUUCCUAUUUCGGCCUCUUCGUUCGCAGCAGCUUGGGAUAUUCUCGUUGAACGGUAUGAGAACAAACGCCUCCUCAUCACGGCUCAGCUCGACUGUUUGCUCGGCAUCCCGAACAUAACCACUCGGUCCGGUAAAGCUCUCAACAACCUUCUCAACACAUUGUCUAAGGUCCUCCACGCCUUACAAGCGCUGGAGGUCCCCAUUCAAUCGUGGGACUAUAUCUUGGUUCACAUCGUCGCUUCAAAAUUGGAUCAACAUCUUCGUGAACAAUGGGAAGUCAAGCUCGGCGCUGCAAAAGAACCGGCAACUCUUCAACAACUUCGAGAUUUUCUCAACACUCGGGCUCGAGCUCUGGAGAGCAUCGAGAUUCGUGUGCCUCAGUAUUCUUCUCGGCAGUCUUCAACCGCAACGCCUUCACCGAAAACGGCCACUUCGCGAACUUCCUCUUCAUCGGGCGCCGUCAAGGCAUAUACAUCGCAGGUCCCUUCGAAGGGUACGAUCCCUACAACCGUGGAUCAUAAAGCCGCUAUGGCGUCCACGAAGCCCCUAAAUCCAGGCGGUUCGGCAACCCAGUGUUGUCAUUAUUGCCUCAGCCAGCACUUCAUCGCGAAGUGCCCCAAUUUUAAGCAGCGGACCCCUCAAGAACGUCGGACAAUCGCAGAACAGCGACGAUUGUGUUUCAACUGCCUCGGACCUCAUUCUGCAGUAAACUGCAAAGUAACCGGCCGCUGUGCCGAGUGCGGUGGCAAGCACCACACACUCAUUCACACCGGAUCAAUCUCGGCUACUCCUUCACCACCUGCCGGAGCUCCUCAUCCGAAACCAUCGAGUCACCUAUCGGAUAUUUCAAGAGGAUCAGUUCCAACGGGUACUUCGCGCGACAGUGCUCCGCUGUUCUCGGAUACUUCUACACAAACGGUGCUUCCAUCGGACUCUUCGAGCACCCUUCUAGCCAACGCAACUGUCGCCUCGUGCAAUCGGCCGUCAGUGCUUUUGGCCACUUGCCUAGCGCUUAUCACAUCUUCAGCCGGUCUUACUUCUACCAUUCAGAUUCUCAUCGAUCCCGGGUCCGAACUUUCGUUCAUUUCAGAACGCAUAGUGCAAUCGUUGCAGUUAAAGCGUCAAUCGGCAUUAUUAAACGUGUUAAGCCUCAGCAAUCAACGAACUGGGCGCACGCGGGGAGUAGUCACCGCUCACCUUUCGUCUCUUCACGACUUCUCGGCUUCCUUCUCGGCCGCUGCAUUCAUUCUCCGGGUUCUCACCACGCCUCUUCCGUCAUUCACUACAACGGGACGGAAAUCUUGGAAUCACCUCAACGGCCCACAGCUCGCCGACCCGGAUUUUGUUCAACCUCGGCCCAUCGAUCUCAUUAUCGGAGCCGAUUCUUACGGCAAACUCAUCGAAUCAGAAGUGAUAAAAGGCCUUCCUUCUGAACCAAUCGCACAACGCAAGCUGUUCGGAUGGAUCGUCCUUGGGCCACUAUCGAACAUUACCGCUACUCCGGCAUCUCUUCAUCACGCCUCAAUCGAGGAUGACGUGUCCCUUCAACUUCGGAAAUUUUGGGAAAUGGAAGAACUUCCGUCAGGUACCGCUUCAACUGAAGAUGAGGAUACGGAAUUUUGCGAGCAAUAUUUCAAAAACACGCAUACGCGCGACGCUUCGGGUCGCUACACUGUUCGGCUCCCCUUCAAAUUGCCUCCAACGUCACUCGGAGACUCCUUCUCGGCCGCUUCCCGAUCACUUCACCGACUUCGAGCUCGGUUGGCUGAAGACGAGUAUAUCAGCCAGCUGUACAAGGAAUUUCUUCAAGAAUACGAGGCUCUUCAUCACAUGAUUCCGGUUUCCGACGUAAGACCGACGAAUCCGUGCUUCAUCCUUCCGCAUCGCGGAGUCGUGCGUGAGCACAGUGUCACCACAAAACUCCGUAUGUACUUCUAUGGAUUCGGCAACAUCGGUUCAUCUUCGCUACGGAUAUUACAAAAAUGUAUCGGCGGAGCUGAUUCUGUCUCAGAGCUUCGAGAAAUCUCUCUUCAACUGGAAAAAAUUUGUGCCCGCGGUUGCCUUCCACUUCAAAAAUGGACUUCGAAUUCACCAGCGGCUCUUCAACAUCUUGACUCUUCAGCCUUACAACCUGAAGCAGUUUCGAUUAAAUCGGAGGAUUCGACGACGAAGCUUUUGGGCCUAAUCUGGGAUCCAAUCAAGGAUGUGUUUCGGUUCAAUCUUCAGGCAAACUUCCCUUCAUCAAUAACUAAGCGGAUCGCUCUCUCGGAAACUGCUUCCUUGUUCGAUCCCCUUGGUUUUAUAUCUCCGGUAAUCAUCACAGCCAAAAUCUUCAUGCAGGAGCUCUGGCUCGCAAGACUGCAGUGGGACGAUCUUCUCCCGGAACGACUUCAGCUUCGGUGGUGGCAAUUCCGCGAAAGCUUGAGCGAUCUGCCCCUCAUUUCGCUUUCUCGGUGGCUACAUUCGUCUCCAACGGACUCGGUUGAACUUCAUGGGUUUUCUGACGCUUCGCAGCUAGCCAUGGCUGCUGUGGUUUAUCUUCGAUCAUCUUCACCGGACGGUUCGACUUCUGUCACGCUCAUCGCUUCCAAAACGAAAGUAGCCCCUCCAAAACGGCUAAGUAUCCCUUGCCUCGAGCUUUCGGCUGCUCUUCUUCUGGCUCGGCUCGUUUCAUACGUCCAGAAAAUGCUUCCGCUACACGGCGCGCCUGUCUAUCUCUGGACGGAUUCGUCCGUCACUCUCACCUGGGUCUCUUCACAACCAGCUCGCUGGAAAGACUUCGUCAGAAAUCGAGUUUCACUCAUCCAGGAGCUAACCUCAACGGCAAAAUGGCGCUUUAUUUCAGGAAAGGAGAAUCCUGCGGACUGUGCUUCGCGAGGACUGACUCCUCUUCAGUUAUCCAAACACUCUCUCUGGUGGUCCGGCCCCACUUGGCUCAUGAGCACUUCAGAAAACUGGCCGGCACAGCCCAUAAACUUUCCUACGGACGCUCCACUUGAGCAUCGGCCCGGCUUCAUUUUCAUAUCCAACCUCGAACCAAUAGGCGAGGUUUGGGAUCUUGUACAUCGGUAUUCUUCACUGACACGCCUACUUCGCAUCACGGCAAUGUGUCAACGGGCUCUUCAUCGAUUCAAGCGCUCCUCACCGGUUCGGACGGACAUACAACUCACUCCAGACGAUAUUGAACAAUCAAGACUCUUCUGGGUGUUACAUACGCAAUCGGUUCAUUUCUCUGCGGAACUUCGAUCAAUCUCAAACGGAAAUUUUCUGACACGGGGUCAUUUCCUGUCGGCUUUGACUCCCUUUAUCGAUUCGCUUGGAACUCUGCGCGUCGGGGGACGCUUGCAGCAUUCAACUCUUAAUUCGGAAGCGAAACAUCCGGCUAUUCUCCCUCGUCAUUCGACGUUCACGACGCUCGUCAUCGCUGACGUGCACCUCAAGACUCUUCACGGCGGAACUCAAUCAAUCUUGACUCUGCUUCGUUCCAGUUACUGGAUCGUCGGAGGUCGAGCACCUAUUCGAUCAUUCAUUCUUCGCUGCGCCAAAUUCGUUCGGUUUCGAGGACUUCGCGCUCAACAGCUCAUGGGACAACUUCCGAUCAGCCGUGCUACGCCUUCUCGAGCAUUCCUUCACACCGGACUUGAUUACGCCGGACCCUUCACGGUAAAAACAUGGCGAGGUCGGCAUACGAAAACGUACAAGGGAUAUCUGGCCGUCUUCGUAUGUUUUUCAACGUCAGCUGUUCACUUGGAACUUGUGACAGACUAUACUUCAGAUGCGUUCAUCGCUGCCUUUCGGCGGUUCACGGGACGUCAAGGCAUUUGUCAUACGCUCUAUAGCGAUUGCGGGACGAACUUCGUCGGGGCUGAUGCCCAACUUAAAGGACUCUUCAAAGAAAGUGCGGCAGAAGUGCCACAAAUUAUUUCUUCGCUAACUAAUAUCGGAACUCGGUGGUCCUUCAAUCCCCCCUCGGCUCCUCACAUGGGAGGAAAAUGGGAGGCCGCCGUCAAAUCGGCCAAACAUCACCUUCAACGGGUUAUCGGGGACUCAGCACUUACGUAUGAAGAAUUUACAACUCUUCUUAUGCAAGUCGAGUCAGUGCUAAAUUCACGUCCGCUGGGCGCCAUGUCAGAUGAUCCGGAUGACUUCUCUGCCCUGACUCCUGGCCACUUCCUCAUCGGCGAGGCCCUAAAUUCGGUGCCGGAACCCUCGCGCACUUCAACUCCGGAGCUAAAACUUCCGCGCUGGGCCCAAAUACAACGGAAAUUCCAGCUGAUCUGGCAACGCUGGUCAUCCGAUUAUCUUCAACACGGUUUAGCCACUUCCAAGUGGCGACAUCCUCGGAACGAGAUCCAGGUUGGCUCCCUGGUCCUCAUCACGCACGAACGACUUCCGCCUUCAAAGUGA
Molecule: messenger RNA, 4959 nt
Organism: Venturia canescens
Lineage: Eukaryota; Metazoa; Arthropoda; Insecta; Hymenoptera; Ichneumonidae
Exons: 3
Coding region: 1-4959 (1652 amino acids)
Biological process (GO): DNA integration
Molecular function (GO): nucleic acid binding
Source: RefSeq, a predicted model, not a curated record